Molecule: messenger RNA, 3782 nt
Organism: Chrysemys picta bellii (western painted turtle)
Lineage: Eukaryota; Metazoa; Chordata; Testudines; Emydidae
Source: RefSeq, a predicted model, not a curated record
GGGCCCCAGGGCGCUGGAACAGUCAGUGAGCUGUCCCGGGGCCAUUGCCUCUGGGGGGAGGGACUUGGGGAAGGCCCCUCCCGUUCCCAGGGAUCUGCUGGGGGAAGGAGCGGUCUUCUCUGCAGAGCCGGAAGCCCAUCCUGUCCACUGCUGCUCCCUCCCGCCAGCAGGGCUGCAGGCCCCCAGAGGCCAUUGGGGAGCAGCUGCAGAGGGAAGGAAGACAGCUGGGAGCUGCGUUUUACAAGGAGCUCGCAGCUGCUGUCUCAUGACUGGCUCCGUCUCCUGGAAGGUGGCUCUGCGCUCGCUCGAAGCCAUAAAGAAAAGGAGCAGAGAAGCGGCAGCAGUGCAGGGAGCUCCAGCUGCUGGGAGCCAAGGCAGAGAGGGGGCAGCUGUACCCCCUGCCCCGCGCUCAGCCAGGGACAAUGAGCUGCCCGUCCACCCAGAGCGGGGAGCAGAUCGAGCCGCUCAGGUACCUCAGCCGCGUGGAGGCGGAAGCCAUCGAGAAGGAGCUGCUGGAAGAUUACAAAUUUGGUCGGCAGCAGCUGAUUGAGAUCUGGGGACACGCCAGCGCCAUGGCUGUGACCAAGGUGUUCCCUCUGCCAUCCCUCCCCAGGAAGCAGCCCACAGUGCUUGUGGUGUGUGGUCCCGAUCAGAACGGCGCCAUCGGCUUGGUGUGCGCACGACAUUUGCGGGUGUUUGAAUACGAGCCGACCAUCUUUUACCCCAAGCGGUCCCUGAAUUCCCUGUAUCGGGAUUUCACCACCCAGUGCGAAAAGAUGGACAUCCCCUUCCUCUCGUACCUGCCGACGGAGGUCCAGCUGAUCAACGACGCUUACAACGUGGUGAUCGACGCCAUCCUGGGAGCCGACGCCGAGCCGGGGGAGGUGAAGGAGCCGUACACCAGCAUCUUAGCCACCCUGAAACAGAUCCGGAUCCCCAUCGUCAGCCUGGACGUGCCCUCAGGGUGGGACGUGGAGACGGGAAACAGCGAGGGAAUCAGCCCUGACGUCCUCGUCUCCUUGGCCGCGCCCAAGCAGUGCGCCACCCGCUUCCUGGGCAGGCACCACAUCCUCGCCGGCCGCUUCCUGCCCUACGACGUGCAGAAGAAAUUUGAGCUCAACCUGCCCGAAUACCCAGGCACAGAGUGUGUGGUUUCGCUUUAAGGCUCUGGGGGGGGGGGGGCGGGGAUGGAGAGGGGAGUUUGGGGGGGGGGAGGAGAGGAAAAGCCACCCAGCUCCUCCAUAAUAAAAAGGCUUCAAAGCGUUUUGUAUUUUUUUGAGCAGCCAGGUGACUCCCUGCUGGGAUGCUGCGUCCUGGCACCAGGGCCUGGCUUUCCAGCCAGAGGCCACGCAGCUCCCAGGGAGGGCGUCUGCUGGCAGGAGGGCCUUGGGCAUCUCAGGCCACCGUGACCAAGCCUUCAUGUUGAUCAUUUAAACUCGGGGCGGGCCUAGGGGAUCAAAGGCAGCGCUGAGCCAAACCCCUCCCCUCGCGUGGGUCCCGCACCCCCGGCGUCUCAGCCCAGGGCGCGGGGUUGAAUUGUGGAGUCAUAGAGGCCGCUGUGUCGUUUUGCGGCAGGGCGAGGAAGGCCGGGUGGCUUGUUCCUGGGCUGCAAGGAACUCAGAUACCCCAGUGACGGGCACCCAUGUGAGUGCCUUGCUGGAUAGGUCCCUCCCAGGCGAAUUGCUUCCCCAAGGCAGAUGGAGGACGUAGGGCAGGAGGAAACGUACGCGCGGCCCCUGGCAGGACGGGCCUAGCUGACCUCACCGGCCUUUUCCAUCACUCCCUGAUCCACACGCUGGGAUUUAUCAAUGCCCUUUUCACAGGAAUCCUUGGUAAACAGGCGCCCGUGGAAAGAGCCGAGAGCGGCAAAGCCGGUGGCCCAAGAGGAAGGAUCAGGUAGCGAUUUCCUCCAGCAGCAGUUAGUCCGGCUCUCGCCCCGCGGGCCUCAGCCGCUGGCCCUUGCGGGGUCAGGCCGCUGCUGCUCUUGUCGGAGAUCUGUCUGCCUGUGGAAAGGGAAGGAAAUGACCUCCCUCUGCACUUGCUGGGCCCGGGCGGUAACCGCCCAGCAGCCCCUCAGCCAGGGAACAGGCCUAGAAGAGUUCCGUGCUGCUCUCCCCAAGCUACCAAGAGCUAGGGGGCUCGAAGUCCCCCACCCGGGAGGCCUUGGAGCCGGCGGAAUGGCUGGGGGGGGGGGUAACCACCGAGGAAAGCGGAGCCGAGGCCGUGGGUUCACGGGCUGGUCAGCACUGCCCUGCUUAGUGCAGGGAUGGGCGGUCCAGUGCAUGUCACUAGCAGAGGAUUCCCCGAGAGGUAACAGGGACCCAGGCUAGGACCAGGGGCACCAGGCUAACCACCGCAGGCAGCAGUGACAUGGGUGGCUCCUGCCCGAAGUGGUGGCCGGGGCUGUUCCUAGCCCGGCUGCUUUGCCAUGCGGGGAGAAACCUGCAUUUUUCUGCAGAUCAGUGAAAUCUCCAGGGGCCAGAUGCCCCCCCCCCUCGCCCCUCCCCGCAUCAUCGUCCACUUGUUCUGAGCAAAAGCUCUUUGUUUGCAGCAGCUCCCGGUUUCCAGGGGCAGGGAAAUGACCCUUAGGUGUCAGCGUUCCCUUUCCACGUGCAAACUGCCCUGGGCCCUGGCCUGGCGAGUGUGUUCUCUGAAGUAGGAAGCAGAGUAGAACUGGGUGAAACCGAUUUUAUUACCAGUGCUUAGUACCUGUGAGCAGCCUCCCUCCCUGUACAAAGCAACAGAGGGUCCGGUGGCACCUUUAAGACUAACAGAUGUAUUGGAGCAGAAGCGUUGGUGGGUGAAUGCCCCCUUCGUCAGACGCAGUCAGCGAGACCCAGCAAGAGAGGAGGACCCGCUGCUGUUUGCACAGCGAACGCUGCAUCCCAGCUCAGCUUGUUCCGCUUAUGUUCGUACAUUUCUUCUGUACGACGCUGUAGCCUGGCUAACGGGCGUUGUUGCUGAGUGGGUGCACGGCUCAGUCGUGGGGCACCCCCACAGCCUCCCCAAAUCCAGCCUGAUAUGCUGCCUCGGGGCCAGCAGACAGCGGCAGCAGGACCUGCCCCCCCGUAGCCUUUAAGGUGGGGUCUGGGGUGAGUCACACGGCCUGAUUCUGCACUAGGGCAGCUAAGGGGCGUUUUGUCCUUGACCUUAACGGAAGCAAGAUCAAGCCCAGAGCCUCCCUACAGCUUCCUUCUCCCCAGGGGCAUGAGGCAAGCGACUUGCUUCAGUGGCUCCACUGGGCCACAGCUCUGGCCUGGUUAUGCGCCCCUCUCCCCCAGCCCAGGAUGCUUUGGCCACGACCCCCAUGGACUCUCGCUUUUCUGAUCGAGGCCCUGUCGAGCUGUCUGGACGCUGGUUCUCCAGCUCCUGCCUUUAUCUCCCCUGACCUGAGCACGCCACUGAGCCACAGGCGGGAGGCCCACGAGCGGCUGUGCUCUGCCAACCUGCCAUCCUGCCGUCCGCGGAGGUCACGCGGGGUAACCUGCAGGCUGGGAAGGGCGAGCCAGGGGAAUCGUGUGUGUGUGUGUAGCUAGCGCUGUCCUAUUUGAAUGAGGAUUAUCCAUGUCAGUGACGGCAGCGUCCGCCCCGCAGGGGGAACUGAACGGCCUAGACUCAGGGCCAGGCCUUGUGUGGCGGAGCACAGGGGGCAGGUUGGUCCCUUGGGAUUUGCGCCCGCGUGUGUCGAACGUUUCUGUCUGUGGGCUCCGGGAGCUUCGUGGUUUGCGCGCAAACAGAAAGCCAGGGGAGAACGCUGCUAAUAAAGAUGGGCUUGGAACCGA